GAAAACAAUCAAAACCGUAAAAAAGGUUUUAAAUCGAUGUUUAUAUUUUAAGAAUAGGGACAUAACAACUGCAUGUUAUAUUUUCUACAUUGUUUGCUCUGUUCGGUCCUUGUAGUCUCUUUUAGUCGCUUAUUUCUACUGAAACCCUCAGGUGUUUCAGGUGUUUCAUGAUCCGUCGCGAACGGAACGCCUUUUCUCCGUUUCUGUUCCUCCAUAGGCUAAAAGGAUAGUGGUUGACAUUGUGGGACCAUGCUAAAGUUCACAACUAGUUUAUGAUUCAUUUGUUCAACACCGAGCAGAGAGUUAUCAAAGAGAAGGAAGAUCAUGAGCGGGAAUCAAGAUCUCAUUUUCGAUCCCAAAGAGCAUCAGCAUCUGCGUUACAACCCGCUGAGGGACAGCUGGGUCCUGGUUUCGGCCCACCGCAUGAAGAGACCCUGGGCUGGGCAGGUAGAAAAACCACCUGAGGAGCACAUACCUAGAUAUGAUCCCCGCAACCCACUCUGCCCCGGCAACACGAGAGCCAAUGGAGAGGUAAAUCCCAGCUAUGACAGCACUUUUGUGUUUGAAAAUGACUUCCCUGCUCUUCAGCCUGAUGCUCCAGAUCCUGGAUCAGAUCAGCAUCCGCUAUUCCAGUCGAAAGCCGCCAGAGGUGUUUGUAAGGUCAUGUGCUUCCACCCCUGGUCUGAUGUCACCCUCCCUUUGAUGAAAAAAGAAGAGAUUAUCAAGGUGAUUGACAAGUGGGCUGAAAUUUUAGAGGAACUCGGUGCUACGUAUCCAUGGGUUCAGAUUUUUGAAAAUAAAGGAGCAAUGAUGGGUUGUUCGAAUCCACAUCCUCACUGUCAGGUGUGGGCUAGCAACUUCCUGCCCAAUGAACCUGCUGUGUCUGACCGCUGCCAAAGAGCAUACUAUCAGAAAAAUGGAGAGCCGCUGCUGGUGCAGUACGCCAAACAAGAAGCAGAGAAAAAGGAGCGUGUGGUGGUGGAGAAUUCUGAUUGGCUAGUGGUGGUCCCAUAUUGGGCGACGUGGCCCUACCAGACGUUGCUGUUACCACGAAGACACGUCCUCAGGAUCAAUGAACUGACAGCAGAGGAGAGAGACAAUCUGGCAGCCAUCAUGAAGCAGCUAUUGACCAAGUAUGAUAACCUCUUUGAAGUUUCGUUCCCGUACUCGAUGGGCUGGCAUGGAGCCCCAACUGGCCCUCAUUUAAAAGAAGACAACUCCCACUGGCAGCUUCAUGCUCAUUACUACCCCCCUCUGCUACGUUCAGCCACAGUGAAAAAGUUCAUGGUGGGGUAUGAGAUGCUCGCCCAGGAGCAAAGGGAUCUAACUCCAGAACAGGCUGCUGAGAAACUAAGAAAUCUUCCAGAGGAGCACUAUAAAACGAGAGAACAGUGAAAAAGAAGCACAAAGGAAAUGAAGCAAUCCCAUCAAUUCUUUAGAAGCCUUCCAACUGAAAUAUCCCUUUAAGAAAACAGAGAACAAUUGUUCAAGUGCAAGUACAGUCGCAAAGUUGCACCAACAAGGACGUGAUGCUUCACCCACACCACUGCACCUGGCGAACGUUCGCUCUCUGGAAGACAAAACAGAUGAUUUCUCUCAGCAUUAGAAACUGCCAAAUCUGCUGCAAAUCCACUGGAAUCUGUUUCUUGUGCUAGAAACUAGUUGGUAACUAAAGCUUUUUGACAUGGUUUAUUAACCUUCUGGAAGCUCCUUUUAAAUGGAGAAGCCAUGAUUUUAUGUUGUUUAUGCCAAGAAGGUGGAAACUGAAAUUGUGACUUAUUGGACCAGAAAAUAUUUUCCAAUGUUGGUGAGCCUGUGCAAACUGUACCUUUAGUUUUCCAUCAUUAGCUGACCAAUGUGGCACCCGGUUUUGGCAAUAGCUCAUGUACAGGUAAGUCCAAAUUGGUAUGUGGUUGAAAUGGUGCAAACGAUGCAACAAUCAAAGUGGUUUAAAUCUUGUUGCUCUAUA
This is a messenger RNA of Poeciliopsis prolifica (blackstripe livebearer), 1969 nucleotides long. RefSeq names its product galactose-1-phosphate uridylyltransferase (gene galt). Gene Ontology annotation, molecular function: UDP-glucose:hexose-1-phosphate uridylyltransferase activity; zinc ion binding. The transcript has 11 exons. Gene Ontology annotation, biological process: beta-D-galactose catabolic process via UDP-galactose, Leloir pathway. The record is from RefSeq and is a predicted model, not a curated record. NCBI's taxonomy places the organism in Eukaryota, Metazoa, Chordata, Actinopteri, Cyprinodontiformes, Poeciliidae. Gene Ontology annotation, cellular component: cytoplasm. Bases 325 to 1395 code for a protein of 356 amino acids.